Hydractinia symbiolongicarpus is the source of this 2559-nucleotide messenger RNA. RefSeq names its product origin recognition complex subunit 4-like. Gene Ontology annotation, cellular component: nucleus; nuclear origin of replication recognition complex. The transcript is spliced from 12 exons. Gene Ontology annotation, molecular function: DNA replication origin binding. Gene Ontology annotation, biological process: DNA replication; DNA replication initiation. Lineage: Eukaryota; Metazoa; Cnidaria; Hydrozoa; Anthoathecata; Hydractiniidae. The coding region runs from base 1155 to 2495 and encodes 446 amino acids. The record is from RefSeq and is a predicted model, not a curated record.
GCUAAAUGAAGUCAUUGCCGAUACACGAUCCAAUUAAACGAACUUGAAUAAUCGAAUUCGAUUAAUCGGAUCUUGUAUCACUGCCUUAAGGAGAAACACAAAGUCGCAUCCCGGGCCAAAUCAACGCAAUUUUGAAUGCUCAAGCUGAGCAGGAAAUUAAUCAUGACCACGAUGUAAUCAUUCUAGAAAAAAUUUUGUCGAUUGAUUGGUGAAAAACUGUGAUUUCUUAUUUCGUUUCUCAAUAUGUCCUGUUGAAACAAAGCGUAUUGAGGGUAACACCCGCCUUAAUAGUGGCGGGAAAGUGAUUUUUUAAAGGGCCGGCAUUGGUUUGGGCCGGCGUUAUAAGGACUGAUAAAGGUCUACUGGGUUCCCAAGAAAUGCGUUGUUUCUGAGAAAUGGUCAGGACCAGAGGUGGCAACUUUUUAAUUUUGUGUGUUCUUGUAUUACAUUUUGGCAUAACAUAUCCACAUAUAGCUAUGUAUUUACUGAUAUUUAUGAAGUAUUAUCAAUUAAAGUCUUUUUUGCUAGUUCGAGAAAGUUAGUUCUUAGGGCAAAAAAAUGUUUUAUAUUCUUUUGCCACCAGAAUCCUGAAAUGUAUUUUGUACUUGUUGCCUCAAAGUUUUAAGCUAGGUCUCAAUCUUGAUGUGAAUAAGUUCAAUUUUAUUUCAAGAAUUUGUUUUGGUUUAGCAAAGUAUGAGAAAUCAUCAUUUGUGGUUAUACUCUCUUUUCUCUAGUUUAUUUAGUGUAACACCUGGAGUAAUCUGAUUAUUUAUUAGUAGAUAGCUAUAUAUUAAAAAAUAAAUAGUUUGGUUUACUUUACUGAAGCUCUUCGUUCAAGUGUGUCUCUGUGUUGUUACACUAUAUACCAUCUUGAAAAACCCAAGGAGCGCAGAGAGGUUGUGCAGUCAACCCACUUAGUUUGUGGAGAUAGGUAACUCCCUCUGGAGACUACUCCAGGUAGUCUUGUGGCUCAGCCAGGUCCUUAAAUUUUUGGAUUUCUAGAACUGGAUUAUAUCCUUGGAUUAUUCAUAUUCUUUUUAUUAUAUUUUAGAAAAUAUGUAUUUAACAAAGUUGUUCUGUGGAGAAUUGAGGACACGUGGUACACUUGAUGAAUAAUAACAUUGAGAAAUCAAGUAGAAAAAAAAGGCAAAAGUAUGCCUGCAAGUCGGAGAAAAUCGAGAAAAUCAUUACUGGUCAAAGAUAAUGAAGAUCUUUCCUGUUGUUAUAACGAAACAAAUUGUCCCUUGCAAGCACGCCAAUUUUUAAAAGAUAGGUUGUUUAAUCAAAAUAAUGAUUUUUUUCUCUCAAGUUUUAUGGAAGAACAACAAAGACAGCUAGAAAUUAUUGUGAAGCAAUGUAUAUCAUUUGGUGAAAGCAAUUCAGUGUUGGUGAUUGGUCCUCGUGGGAGUGGAAAGUCAAAGUUAGUACGUAAAGUUCUAUCAGAUGUGUCACAAAAACUGGGUACUGACUACUUCUAUCUUUUUCUCAGUGGUUUAAUUCACACAGAUGAUCGAGCUGCACUACAAGACAUGGCGCGACAAUUAGAACUUGAAAAUGUAGUCGGUGAUCGUGUGUUUGGCUCGUUUUCAGAUAAUCUCUCAUUUAUACUGGACGCUUUAAAAGAUGAUUCUGGCAAAUCUAAAUCCGUUGUGAUUGUGAUGGAUGAGUUUGACUGUUUCACUUACCACAAGAAUCAAUCUCUUCUGUAUAAUCUCUUUGAUAUUGCACAAAGUAAACAGAAUCCUCUAUGUGUUAUUGGUAUCACGUGUCGAUUAGAUGUUGUCGAGUUGCUGGAAAAGCGAGUCAAAUCAAGAUACUCACACCGAUCAAUUUUAACAUUUCCAAAUUUUCAGUUUUCAGAUUAUUUGGAUUAUACCAGAGAACUACUAAUGCUUCCUGAGACAUUCUCCUGCACAGUCUUUCAAAGUAGAUGGAAUCGACAUAUUCAGAAUGUUCUUGAUGAAACGACAGUUACCAAUCUAUUUGAAAAACAUUUUAACAUCAAAAAGGAUAUCGGUGAUGUUGUCAAGCUAUUGAUUUUUCCUAUAUGUAGCAUAUCGUCCUCACACAAGUUUAUCACAUCAACUGACAUUUCAACAUCAUACUCAAAAUUGCACACUGAUACAAAAGCUGUUGUUUUGAAUGGUUUGUCUAUCCUUGAGUUAUGUCUAAUCAUUGCUGCGAAACACGUGGUGGAAAGACGAGAGGGACAGCCAUUUAAUUUUGAAAUGAUCUUCAACGAAUAUCAAGCUUAUUCUAAACGGCGUUCGACUGGAAUGCAAAGUUUCAACAAAGCUGUCACAUUUAAAGCGUAUGAACAUUUAAUAGCGUUAGAAUUGUUGAGAUGCACAGAAUCUGUCUCUAACCAUUCACUUGCGAAGGAGUACAAACCAAUGUGUAUGUUGAUAGACUCCUCUCAAAUCAAAGAAACCUUGCAAAAAUAUCCUGAAUGUCCGACAGAGUUAAAAAAUUGGGCCGAAUAUAUGUACACGUAGCUAGUAUUUAUUAAAAUAGGUAAAAUUAAAUUAAAAAAAAAAGAUUUUUGACUUAUUAUAUAAA